AUGCGUCUUCGAAUGGAAGCUCUGAUCAAGGAACACCAAAAUCGAAUCGUUUUUGCCCUUGAGAACAUCGAUGGGAAAAGGUUCGAGAGAGACGAGUGGGAUAGACCGCAUGGUGGCGGAGGCAUUUCAUGCGUACUUCAAGACGGGAACGUCUUCGAAAAGGCGGGUGUCAAUGUCUCUGUGGUCUACGGCGAACUACCACGGUCCGCAAUUGAGAAGAUGAGGGCCGAUCACAAAACCUUUGUGGAUUCUAACGUCGAGAAGCUCAACUUCUUCGCAGCCGGUAUAUCUCUCGUGCUUCAUCCACAUAAUCCUAUGGCUCCUACCGUCCACCUGAACUACCGUUACUUCGAAACUUCCGACCCCCGAGAUCCUGUAAAUGCCACUGGCUCCGCUCCCCAAAACUGGUGGUUUGGAGGAGGGACGGACUUGACGCCUUGCUACCUAUUCGAAGAGGAUGCAAAACACUUCCACAAGACUCUCAAGGCCGCUUGUGACAAGCACGAUAAGGACUACUAUCCUAAGUUCAAAAAGUGGUGCGACAACUACUUUACCAUUCCACAUAGAGGAGAAUCGCGUGGCAUCGGUGGCAUCUUCUUUGAUGAUCUCGAUGCGACUACUCAACCUUCCGCCAAAAAUCCCCAAGAGGAUCUGUUCCAAUUUUGUGUGAGUGGUCUAGAGUCUUUCUUGCCAUCGUACCUCCCAAUUGUGAAGAAAAGAAUGAACAUGCCGUAUCUACCUCAGCAGAAGAUCUGGCAGCAAAUUCGGCGCGGUCGAUACGUCGAGUUCAACCUGAUCAACGAUCGAGGAACUAGCUUUGGACUCAGGACGCCGGGUGCCCGCAUUGAGAGCAUUUUGAUGAGUCUCCCUUUGACUGCACGAUGGGAAUACAUGCACCCAGUGUGUGGUACUGGAGUCGAAGAGCCCGUUGAACCAGCCGACGCUACGACCGAAAAGGAACGCGAACUAAUGGACGUCUUGCGCAAACCACGAGAAUGGGCCUGA
This is a messenger RNA of Cyphellophora europaea CBS 101466, 1005 nucleotides long. RefSeq lists its product as uncharacterized. The transcript has a single exon. Gene Ontology annotation, cellular component: mitochondrial intermembrane space; cytoplasm. Bases 1 to 1005 code for a protein of 334 amino acids. The record is from RefSeq and is a predicted model, not a curated record. Lineage: Eukaryota; Fungi; Ascomycota; Eurotiomycetes; Chaetothyriales; Cyphellophoraceae. Gene Ontology annotation, molecular function: coproporphyrinogen oxidase activity.